Molecule: messenger RNA, 5485 nt
Organism: Cylas formicarius (sweet potato weevil)
Lineage: Eukaryota; Metazoa; Arthropoda; Insecta; Coleoptera; Brentidae
Exons: 9
Coding region: 324-5138 (1604 amino acids)
Source: RefSeq, a predicted model, not a curated record
CGUCAUGUUCGCGAGGUCUGAAGUCUUUUUGAGCAGGAAAGAGCAAUAUACAGAGUGUUUUCAAGCCGGUGUGCAGUGGAGAAUCGGCGACGUUAAGUUUACUGUUACCGGUUGAUCAACUGGAACUCAGACUAGAUUAAAAACGGAUUCUCCGAAGGCAGCGUGUUGAGCAAUCUGGCAAUCAUUUCGGCGAUUUUGUGUUUCGUGAGGGGAUUUGUGUUUGAUGUUAUUGGAUCUAUCUCAAUAACAGCCGACAACACAACCGAAACUAUUACGCAGCACUCUAGCCUGCUUAAAAGACUUUAACCGUCGCAAGGCAAAUCAUGGAAGUGGUGGCAGCCGCCCCCGGUCCAACGGGCGGCGCAGUGUCGCCCUUUCGAGAUCACGACGUGCGCGAGUGGUCGAGGAUCGACACGAUCACAGGCGCCCUCGAACGGGCGCGAAUCGAAACCGACAGCUGGACGGCCAGUACAAACGAUGGAUGUCAUAAAUACGGAAAGGUAUUAGAUUCACGAGCUCGAACAGGACUCAACGGUUCCCUACAUCAACAGGCCAGCAGACAAUUGGAAGUAUUUCAGAGUAACGGCCCAGGCGCAAGGCUACAGGUAAUCAAAACGCAUACCGUAUCCAGUAGCAGAUGGAGUGGAAAACUAAACGGACCGUCCGAUAUAAUAGGAGACUUUGAAGGAUUACAACUUACGGUGAACCCAUUAGAUGUAACUUCCCAAAAAGCCAAAGCAUCAGUAGCCAGAAGCGCCAUAAGACGCCCUCCGACUAGGCAACGUCCUCAGAAUUUGUCCAGGUCUCCUCCGAUCGAUCUCAAUCACCAGUUCAAAGAUCCCCAUUUCACCGCAGCGGCGAACCUUCACAGGGUAUCCAGAUUAUGCCAUCAAAUCCAUGAAACCGCAGUCAGACAAGCGUUCGGGAGGACAUCUGCAGACACAGACGUUGCAUCAUCGGAGAGGGGGAGCGGAGAUGGCAAUGCUAGCGGUGUCGAAAUUGUCGAAAUUGAAAGCGUCACUCCCUCUAGUGGUGAUGUGAGUGAUCGGUCUAGUUUAACGCGAACUAAGAGUAUUAGUAGUGAAGAUCUACAUGUAAGCGAGAAGGUAUCAAACACGAACAAAUUGGAAGAUAUACAAUCCUGGAAGAGGUCCUCCAAGAUUCGCCGUAGUCUACCCUCUUCGAUUCAAAACAAUAAUUCAGCUGCGGCGAAGAUAGAUUUUCCGCAAAGCGUGGUCAGCGUAAAAAAAAUACGCGAGGAACUGGAAAAAGAUAAAAAUCUUAGCACAGCGUUAACAGGCAAUGCUGCUAAUCUAACCUCGUUCGACCAAAUUACCCAGAUCGCUUCUAUAAGCAAUUCGGACGACAACGGAGCCGAAGAUACUGUAGAAGAUCAGGAGGUUCAUCCCAAGCCGAAACAGAAAAAAGAUUCAUUUGUGACAGUUGAGUCAAUACAAGAAAUUAAAAACAGGUUAAAAAGUACUGAUUCACCUACGUCCAUGUCGACCAAGAAAGAAGACGUUGAUGAUGGGAUCGACACAGAAGACCACAGAGACGAAGAAUCUCAGUCUAGCCAUAAUCGGGUAAAGUCUUACGUGUUCGGCAUGGAGGCAAAACUGCAGAAGAAGAAACCGUUGAUAAGUACCGGCAGCCUCGAAUCUAAAUCCAAAAUGGCUAAUGGAAACGCUAACCACCGAAAUGAAGACUGGUACAAUAGAAGAAAAUCUUACGGAUUUGAACAAGUUCACAACGAAGAUGAGUCGAAUUCGUUCAAGACCAGAAGUCGAGUAGAGUCUUCCACUGACAGCGGUAUAUGUAGAUCAAGUGAUAUAGAUCAUCCGGCAAAACAAGCAAAUGGGAAAUACGAUUCUAGUUCUGAUAACGAUGUAGAAAAGCAAUCCACUUCUAACGAUGACAAAAUCGGCAGUGGGAUAAGUUAUGGCAACGUUAGGAAAAUGACCAGCAUAUUUAAUCAAGGCAAUUUUGAUGCCACUACUUCACCUGCUAGUUCCUGGACAAAAACCCUGUUCACUGAUUGGAAAUCUACUGACAAUAAGUCGACGGUAACAGUCCCCGUUGUCAGGAGUAACUUAAACGAGCUUUCUUGGAAUAACGACCCGGACAAAGAGGUCAAGCGUCACUCGAUAGCCGUAGACGAUGUAAAAUUUACAGCGAAAUCGGCAGAGGGCAAAUUUAGGAGGUCCAGUUUGGUGUCUGCGGAUCACUACCCGAAAUGCGAAAACUUAGACGACGAGAACGUCGGCAACAAUCGGAAACCGAAAAAAGUGGAGUUUUGUAAGACCGAGAUUCAUUUUGCUGCAGAUACCGGUAAGGUAAAUAUCGUAGAAACGGAUGAAAAGCCGCCCCCCACUCACAAUUUUCGGAGACGGCGGAGAAAUUCAGGAACCAAUUUCAAUCCGGACUUCAACAAGAACGGCCUUCCAGUUUUGCAUUUUGGCGAUAGUACUGAUGAAAAAUCGAUGUUUGGUGUUAACUACAGAGACUCCCCAGAUCAUUUUGCCACAUACGAAAACUUGCAGCCUAGAGUGCCCCCAUUGCCUGAAGUCGUAGACAUCGCGACCGACGUUGAUAGCUUUGUGGAUUAUAGCGAGGUGGAAAAAAAAGAACUGGAAAAUCUCAAAGGCAUUCUGAAAAAUAAACCGGUGAAACCGAAACCGUAUCAUCUGGGUGACAUACCGUUUUCAAAUUCGGACGAGGAAACCCAACCCUGGGGCUCGCAGCUUAGGGUUGCGAAUGUAGAACCGCCCAAAUGGAGAUCCGUAGUGACAGUGCAGAAUUCUUACGAUGGUGUUCCCGAUGAAACCAAUCAACAGACCGAGUUUCAGAAGCUGUUAAGAAAUCUGCGACCGACCAAAUUGCCUAGUUACGCGGCGGACAGUGAUAACCAAAAUUUGAACCGUUUUGCCAACGUCAGAACAAUUCCGGUUGCCAUCGAUCACGAUGUUUCCGCGAGCGAAUCUCGCAAUGAAAAAAUCUAUUCGACAAGGAUAAACAUCGAAAACAGCCAAGCGAACGCACAAGAAAAUAGAAAUGAAAUUAACAACGAUUUGGCGAAAGUGCCCAAACAAAUCGUAAACAAGGGAUUAAUAGUCCGAGUUGGACGAGAAAAUUCCGUUUCGAAACACACGGUACGCACGAAAACAACUACCGAAGACAACGACGACAAAACUACAACGACGAAGAUAACAAUCGACCUAACUCCGUCGCCUCAGAACCAAGUUCCUGCCGCUUUUACCUAUGCCAAAUAUCGAAGAUCUCAAAACGAUAGCUUCAAGUCAACGCCUUUAGUUCUUAGUACGUUGAAAUACCAAAAGGAAGUCAACGACGAAAUCGCUCAACAAUUCAAGUCAAACGUUAUUAAAGUUAACGGUAGAUCAGAUGAAGUUCCUUUCCGUUUAAACUCUUCGAACAGAGUUCCGGAACAAUUAGAGGCUCUUAAAAAACUCUAUGAAGAUAUUCCGAGCGAUAGCGAUGCCGACAAAGAAGUUCAGCGGCUCAUGAGUAGGAUCGAGGAGAGGGAAGUGUCAAAGAUGGAAGAAAACGGUUGCAAAAGCGUGGUAUCGGGAAGCUGGAGCAAGAUGAGAACUCGCAGAGAGUGUUCCGACGAUAAAAGUGUUAAUCGGGAAAUUAAGUCUACAGUCGGUCUAGAGAAAUCUAGCACUAGAAAAGUGAACAGAUUACAAUCCCAAUCUCCUCAUUCGCGAAGAACCGAAUUUAGCAAUUUGCUCUCCAACAAGCGCAGUCCUUCGCCUAGAAGGCGAGUGUAUUCACCAAUAACAGCGAGAAAACCAGCACUUACCUCCGUCUCAUUCCUAAAACCCUCGUGCACGGUAGAUCACCUGUCUAGUUCAUCUUUAGUUGGCCGAAGCGUGACUAGCAAACACGAAAAUUCAACGAACAAAACAUCGGGACGACGAUCUCCAACGAAAGACUUUAAAAACGCAGACAAUAAACUAGAAAGGAUACACACUAACGAAAACAUAGUUUUAAGGCAACCUAAACAAUCUGAAAUGACUUAUUUCGGGGUCAAAGUGAAUACGAAGUCUUCGAACGAGGCUUCGACCUCCAGCAAAAGUAAAGUUCUCGAGAAACCUGACCUAAUUCGGCACUACAAUAAAUCUCCACCGGCUCUUCCGGCCAGAAUCAGAAGAGUAAAUCAGAAACCCGGUUCACCAAUCUACGAAAAUUUAAGAACGAAUCCGAAGAAAGCGAAAGGCAAAUACUCAGCCUCCAGAGAAUUCGACAGCAGCAUCUUAGACGAGCUGACAAAAGCUGCGGACCAAAUCUUACAAGUUGUCAACGGGUACACCAACGAAGACGGUCCAAAUAGGUUAAGCUCGGACGAGGAAGUCAAGCCCCCUCUAGACACCAUAUCUGAAACAAAGUCGUGGAGAAGCAACCCUCAACCGUUGCAAUCCAGGGCAACGAAACCGACUCUGGCAAGUGCCGCGAAAGUUCGCGUCCGAAGAACGUCUUCUACGUCGUCCGUGGAGAGUUUAAGCAAAGAGAGGUCAAAGCAAACCAGAGAGAAUCAAGUUAAAGUUGCGCAAGAUCCAUCCGUUAAGAAAAAAGCAUCCAGCGAUUCGAGUUCCGUAAAAGCCUCUACGAAAGCAAGGAGACUGCAACGGGCGUGCAGCAGAGAAGCCCUCUUGCAAAGCCACGGAAGCUCGUCGGAGGAUUUGCCUGCCAAAUCGGAAGCGCCGGUCAGGAAACCGAGGUUAAUUAAGAAAACUAAAGCUUCUCAGUUCACUAUAAGCAAUGGUUUGGAAUUGAAAAAACCUAUUAGGAAGAAGGACGCUAUCGGUGGUAUAGAUGAAAGAGUAAUUGGCGUUCUGCCCGAAAUUAAACGCAAGACUGGAAUGUCAUCUAUAAGAAGCACUUCGGAGAGCGGUUCAAGGGAUAGGUUGAGGCAUAAAGUCGAAGAUUCGAAGCUUAGAAAUCAUCCACGAGAUGAUGCUAACAGAGGUGCAGUAAGUUCCUCUCGCUCCAUCAGCAGCAGAAGCUACCAACCUUCUCAGCGACUCGACCCUACUAAAGAUUCUGGGGUAACACAGCACCGCGUCUCUACUGCAAACAUCAAGAGAUGUCAUCGAGCAGAGGUACUGAAAAGACAUUAGAAAAAUAUCGAUUCUUCACUAGUUACGCCAGCACAAUAACGUUGUUUAAUAAUUAUAAGUAUGUAACGGAUAAUGUCAACAUGUAAUUGUAUGUUCUUCGUACUAGUUAAGUAAGUUCCUAAAUGAUUAAUUGGUCAUUAAUCAGUAAUCUUGUUUUUUUUAUUAUACGGUUGUGUAAAAAUUCCAUUUAUUUCCUCUACCAACCUAUUUAAUGUGCUUUUUUAAUGCUUUAAAGAGUUUUUUUCUUUUUUACAAUAAUUUAUAUAUUUUGUAACAAUAAUCUGCCAAAUGUGAUUGUACGUUGCUUUACUGGUCAUGUGAUGUUCAUUUUAAAAAUAAAUAAAUAA